This is a messenger RNA of Macadamia integrifolia, 1558 nucleotides long. Its product is annotated as EPIDERMAL PATTERNING FACTOR-like protein 3. The transcript has 3 exons. The coding region runs from base 1001 to 1402 and encodes 133 amino acids. Lineage: Eukaryota; Viridiplantae; Streptophyta; Magnoliopsida; Proteales; Proteaceae. Gene Ontology annotation, biological process: stomatal complex development; guard cell differentiation. The record is from RefSeq and is a predicted model, not a curated record.
GAUUACUUCACUAGUUUUUUAACCAAAUUAAAUGAGAACGCCAUUAAUGCCUAACUUUACUUAAACAUGAAACAGGAAGAAAAGACACAAGAAACUGAAUCUACUGAAGAGAUGGCUUAACAAACCCAAAUCAGGCAUUAGGACCACAUAUCUCCUGGAUCACAUCGCUCAUGUCUUAAUUGAUGAUAACAGAGUACAGGACCAGAUUGAAUUUUAGCUGUCAUCCUAUAUGUUUGUUUUGCCCAAUACACACCCACCGAUGACUAAAACCCAUAUAGAAAUUGAGUUGUGGCAGUGAGUCAGCGACUGAUGCGCUCCCAUCUCUGUGACUUAAACAUAUUCAUCCAAGUUAAGUUGAUAACAGUAUCCACCAAACUUUGCUUUUUAAUGUCAUGUCCUUUUCUGAAAUGGGUUCUGCAUUUCUUGGUCUUUGUUUUGUUUUAUGGGAAUAUCAGGCUCUGCAGACGAUGCGACCUAAGAUUUCUCAACUCUAACUCGCAGAAUAUUAUAGGGAUCGUUAUAGGUUUCAAAGUUUAAAAAAAUAGCCUUUUUUUGGUUACUUUUUUUGCUGAACCAAAGAUUUCCAUGUUUGGAUAUCUAUAUGGGAUUGGCUGCUUGGCUUGGUUUAAAGGUAAGACAGAAGAGCAGUCUGAGAGAGACAGUGAAGAGGUAGUACAUCCGUACAGAAAACGGAUUUAAUCAUAUGGGUUUCAAGUGAUUUGUCAAUUGCGAGCCAGAGAGGUAUUGUGAUCUUUGGAUGUUUCAGGUUUGAACUUUGAAGUCGUUGUGAAGAAAGAGGAAUCACUGUCACUACUACGUUGUGAAGCAAAGUAUCUUCUCAGAGUAAGGACUAAGGACUGAGAUACUGGGUUUUGAGAUAAACCCAAGAACUACUUAAAAAAGGAGUAAUAAAUAGAGGUCAUCUCCUCCUAAAGUGUUGGUGAGACUCUGAGAUUGUGAGAGUGAUUCAACAAGGACUUCUUGUUUCUCUCUCAUCAUCAUGUGUUCUUCCGACCAACGAAGGAGAAUAGUACUCUGGUUUACUGUGAUAAGCUUCCUGCAAAUAUUGAGUUGGGUUUCUGCAUCAAGAAGGCUUUCUGCUCCACUUGCUGGAGCUCAUCAACGAGGCCAAAGCCCAGAAUCCUCACCAUUACCAGCUCCCUUUGACAGCAACAAACAGGAUUUUAAAAGCGCUGGAGGGUCAGUGGUGAAUGAAGAAUCAUAUAAAGGACUCAGCACUCUUGGGUCCAGACCGCCAAGCUGUGAUCACAAGUGUGGAGAAUGCAGUCCUUGUGAAGCCAUCCAAGUGCCCACAAAGACUUUUCAUUUUGGUAUCCAAUAUGCUAACUAUGAGCCAGAAGGAUGGAAGUGCAAGUGUGGGACUUCUUUCUUCAACCCCUGAACACUACUGUACAGUUUGAGCAGAAGAGAUUAAAUCACUGUGACCCCAUCUAAUAUAUUAUGAUUCCACAUCUUCUUCCCACUGUAGAAACUUCAGAGCUUUCAAAGCCUCAAACUACAUACCCUGUACUGUAGGCAUAAAUCUUUUUCUCUUUUU